UGCGAUAGAUGCUGGGAUUAUCACAGACAGAGCCACCACAUCCUCCGAUCACUGACUGUACCCGCUUCGUGACUGGAGUCAAAAGAAACUUCUCCAUACGAUCGAAGGAGAUCUUUCCUUGGAUCCAUGGAUCAUACCUUGACAGGCGCUCUAUGAAUCUCAGUCUAAUGACAGGCUGAAACGUGGAUUUACUGGAAGUAUAAUCGACCAAAUAAAGGAGGGAAAAAAAAACUGAGAUAGGCUACAUCAGUUGGAUUUUGUACAGUCACAUUUUUGGAGCGGAGGAGAGAUUUUUUUUAUUUUCUUUAUUCAUAUUUUGGGGGUCUUGGGUAAAGCAUUGGGCCAAUUGGCUUCACUCUCCUACGGUUUGCCUUUUAGGUGCAUAUUCUAUCUAAUCAGAGAGAGACUCUGAACCCCUUUGGUCCCCCGCAUGACAUGGUUCAGUCCAGCUGUGAGAUCCGAGCCUCCUCCAUGCAUUGGGAUUUUUCUCAGUUCCGACACCUAGUGAAUCUCCCUUUUCUGAGCAUCUGAGUACUCAUCGUGCCUACCAGAAAAAAGGAAAAAAAAAGGAAAAACAGCCCCUGCCAUGACCACCACUUCAAAUCGGGACGGAGCACCGGGACUUGUAAGGAGAGUGGAACCCGAAUGCCGAAAGGGGGGUGAUGGCAAUCCUAUUUCAGCUCUAAUGAAAGCAGGAGCUCCGGCGCGCUUUUAUUGGAAUCGGGUGCUGCUCCUCUACAUGGGGCUCUUGAUGCUGGUCACCACUGUUGAGGCUCAGAAUUGCAGUUACACUCUUCACAGUCCUAAUGGGACAAUAGAGAGUCCUGGAUACCCUUACGGUUAUCCAAACUAUGCCAACUGUACAUGGGUGAUCGUGGGAGCGGAUCAUAACCGGAUACAGCUGGUAUUUCAAGGUUUUGCCCUGGAGGAGGAUUUUGACAUCCUGUCUGUUUAUGAUGGGCCACCCAGCCCCGGGAACCUGCGGACAAGGUUAACUGGGUUCCAGCUGCCUUCACCCAUUGUGAGUACAGGUUCCAGACUCACUUUAUGGCUGCUGUCUGAUUAUGCUGUCAGCGGGCAGGGAUUCAAAGCUAUUUAUGAAGCACUGCCCAGUUACACUUGUGGUAAUCCUGGCCAGCUUCUGAAUGGCUACCAACAGGGGUCCACUUUCAACAUAGGCGAUAAAAUCCGCUACAGCUGCAGCCCAGGCUAUGUACUGGAGGGUCACACCACACUCUCCUGCCUUGCCACUUCCACUGGGACUGCUGCCUGGGAUUUCCCCCUUCCCUACUGCAGAGCCGAUGAUGGAUGUGGAGGGACAUUGCGGGGACAGAGUGGGGUAAUCACCACCCCCAACUAUCCAACUGAGUAUAACAACAACGCUGACUGCACCUGGACUGUACUUGCCGAGCCUGGAGAUACCAUUGCCUUGGUUUUCUCUGACUUUCAUUUGGAGGAUGACUAUGACCUGUUGGAGGUCAGCGGUACCGAUGGACCUUCACAGUGGUUUACUGGUCCAAACCUUCCCUCACCUAUCAUUAGCAGCAAGAACUGGCUUCGACUUCACUUUACAUCAGAUGGCAACCACAGGUUGAGAGGCUUCAGUGCUAAUUACCAGGUGAAGAAGAUGACAGAACUUAAAUCUCGAGGUGUAAAGAUGCUGCCAAGCAAAGAUAACCACCAUAAGAUAUCCGUGUCUCCAAUGUGUGGCGGCCAGUUAAAAGGACCCAGUGGUGUCAUCACAUCUCCUAAUUAUCCUGUUCAGUAUGACAACAAUGCCAACUGCACUUGGAUCAUCACAGCGACAGACAUGUCAAAGGUGAUCAAGCUGACAUUUGAGGAUUUUGACCUGGAGAGAGGGUACGACACCCUGACGGUGGGAGACGGUGAGCUUGUGGGAGACCAGAAGACCAUUUUCCAUGUACUGUCUGGUACGACAACUCCAGACCUCGUGGUGAGCACCAGUCACCAGAUGUGGCUAAAUUUCAAAACGGAUGAUACCAGUGGCUCCCUUGGAUUUAAAGUCACCUAUGAGGAGAUAGACCAAGGCAGUUGCGGAGAUCCUGGAAUCCCUGCCUAUGGCAAGCGGGAAGGGACUGGCUUUCGUCAUGGGGACAGGCUGUACUUUGAGUGUCUGCCUGCCUUUGAGCUGGUGGGAAAGAAGAACAUCACCUGUCAGAAGAACAACCAGUGGUCCGCUAAGAAACCAAGCUGUGUUUUUUCCUGCUUCUUUAACUUCACCACUCCAUCUGGGGUGCUGCUUUCCCCCAACUACCCCCAGGAAUAUGGAAACAACAUGCACUGUGUUUGGCUCAUCAUCACCAACCCUGAGAGCAGAAUCAACCUGGCCUUCAAUGACCUUAGCAUGGAGAAACAGUUUGACUUCCUCUCCAUUAAGGAUGGUGGAAAGGCUGAAUCUCCUAUCCUUGGCACCUUCUCUGGAGAUGCCCUACCUCCUCCCAUAACAACAAGCGGUCACGUGGCGCGACUUGAAUUCCUGACAGACCAUACAUACACAGACAGAGGCUUUAAUAUAACUUUUACAACAUUUCGCCACAACGAGUGCCCAGAUCCAGGGGUGCCAGUUAAUGGAAAGCGUUUUGGUGAAAGCCUUCAGCUUGGCAGUUCCAUUUCAUUCCUUUGUGAAGAGGGCUUUGUGAAGACCCAUGGCUCUCAGACUAUAUCCUGCAUUCUGAAGGAUGGCAACGUCGUAUGGGACAAUGCUGUUCCCCGUUGUGAAGCCCCAUGUGGAGGAGAUCUGAAGGCUCCCAGUGGGAUCAUUCUCUCUCCUGGCUGGCCAGAACUAUACAAGGAGGCCCUCAACUGUGAAUGGAUCAUUGAGGCUCCUCCAGGCUAUCCCAUCAAGAUCAUCUUCGACAAAUUUCGUACUGAGGUCAACUAUGAUGUUCUUGAGGUGCGGGAUGGACGAUUUCCCUCCUCACCUCUGAUUGGAAGUUACCAGGGCACCCAGGUUCCCCAAUUUCUCAUCAGCACCUCAAAUUUCCUGUUCCUCCUCUUUACCACCGACAAGAGCCACUCUGACAUCGGCUUCCGUAUACGUUAUGAGACUUUGCAGCUGCAGUCGGACCACUGUGUGGAUCCUGGCAUACCUGUGAACGGCCAACGACAUGGCAAUGACUUCUAUGUGGGCGCGUUGGUGACAUUUAGCUGCGACGCCGGCUACACACUAAGUGAUGCUGAGCCUUUAGAGUGUGAACCCAAUUUCCAGUGGAGUCGCCCCCUGCCUAGCUGUGAUGCACUGUGUGGCGGCUAUAUCCAGGGCAACACUGGAACCAUCCUUUCUCCUGGCUUUCCUGAUUUCUACCCACACAACUUAAACUGCACAUGGACAAUCGAGACCUCCCACGGAAAAGGUGUACAGUUCACCUUCCACACCUUCCACCUUGAGAGUCCUCAUGACCAUUUGUUGGUGACGGAGAAUGGCAGUUUUUCUCAGCCCCUUUGGAGACUGACUGGCUCCACUUUGCCUCCUCCUUUAAGCGCGGGCCUGUUUGGGAACUACACAGCACAGAUCCGCUUUCUCUCUGACUUUUCUGUUUCUUAUGAGGGAUUUAACAUCACAUUCUCAGAGUAUGAUUUGGAGCCCUGUGAGGAUCCUGGAAUCCCGCCAUACAGCACCAGAAAAGGUCUCCAGUAUGGGGUUGGGGAUGCCCUCAUCUUUUCCUGUUUCCCUGGUUAUCGACUAGAGGGUCCUGCGAGGGUGGUGUGCUUAGGGGGCAGAAGGCGAGUGUGGAGCUCCCCUCUGCCAAGGUGUGUUGCUGAAUGCGGCUCAUCCGUGACCGGCAUGCAAGGGGUGCUUCUCUCACCCAACUACCCUGGUUACUACGGCAACAACCACGAAUGUAUCUACUCUAUCCAGACACAGCCUGGCAAAGGCAUCCAGCUAAGAGCACGGGACUUUCGGCUGGAGGAUGAUGACGUUCUCAAAGUCUUUGACGGCAGCAGUAAUAAGGCUCGUCUCCUGGGAGUGUUUACAGAAAACGAGUUGCUAGAUGUAACCUUGAACUCCACCUCCAGCUCCAUGUGGCUGGAGUUCCUCAGCAAUGCUGAGAACACCAGUAAAGGAUUUGAACUGCACUUCACCAGUUUUGAGCUGGUGAAAUGCGAAGAUCCAGGUGUCCCUCAGUUUGGCUAUAAACGUGAAGACAAAGGUCAUUUCGCAGGAAGCACCGUGUCGUACAGCUGCGACCCAGGCUACACCUUAAAAGGUCCUGAGGUGCUCACCUGCCUCAGGGGUGAGAGGAGAGCCUGGGACAGCCCACUCCCCCUCUGUGUUGCGGAGUGUGGGGGCACAAUCAAAGAGGAGCCUUCUGGUCGUAUUCUGUCUCCAGGAUACCCUGCUCCAUAUGAGCACAACCUGCACUGUGUGUGGACCAUCGAAGCUGCUCCUGGAAGCACUAUUAGUCUCCAUUUCCUAGUUUUCCACACGGAGGAGGUCCAUGACGUGCUUCGAAUUUGGGAUGGUCCUCAGGAUGGAGGAGUCCUGCUGAGGGAACUGAGCGGCUCAGCUCUGCCUCCGGAUGCUCACAGCACCUUUAAUACAAUUACCCUGCAGUUCACAACAGACUUUUUUACAAGCAAGCAAGGCUUUGCUUUGCAAUUUUCUGUCUCUACUGCAACCUCCUGCAAUGACCCGGGCAUGCCGACUAAUGGUACCCGCAGCGGUGACAGCAGGGAGCCCGGGGACCAUGUGGUGUUCCAGUGUGAUCCUGGUUACAUCUUACAGGGGGCCAACAGAAUCACAUGCACAGAGAUCAAUGGUCGCUUCUUCUGGCAACCAGACCCUCCAACAUGCACAGCUCCAUGUGGAGGGAACCUUACAGGUCCAAGUGGGUUGAUUCUGUCGCCAGACUAUCCUGAGCCUUACCCACAUGGAAGAGAGUGUGACUGGAGGGUUACUGUCACACAAGACUAUGUCAUUUCUCUCAGCUUUAACCACUUUAGCCUGGAGCCCAGUUAUGACUUCUUGCAUAUCUAUGAUGGGCCUGACUCCCUGAGCCCCUUGUUGGGUAGUUUCUAUGGCACCGACGUUCCGGAUCGCAUUGAGAGCAGCUCCAACACACUCUUCAUGGCGUUCCGCAGUGACGCUUCUCUCAGCAGUAAUGGAUUUGUGCUGCAGUAUACAGAAAACCCCAGGGAAUCUUGUUUCGAACCUGGCCUUGUGCGUAAUGGGACGCGGAUGGGCUCCGAUCUCAAGCUGGGCUCCACUGUCAGCUACCACUGCGACAGCGGCUAUACUCUAGAGGGAGAUGCGACGCUCACUUGCAUCAUGGGGGGAGAUGGCAAGCCGAGCUGGAACAAACCCAAACCCAUCUGCAUGGCACCAUGUGGUGGACAGUACACUGGAUUAGAGGGAGUAGUCCUGUCUCCUGGUUACCCUGGCAACUAUUCCAGCUCUCGAACCUGCAUGUACUCCGUAGUUGUUCCCAAGGAUUACGUGGUCUUCAGCCAGUUUGCCUUCUUCCAGACUGCUCUGAAUGAUAUAGUGGAGGUAUAUGAUGGACCGACGCAACAUUCCCGUGUUCUCAGCUCACUUUCUGGAGCACACACAGGUGAAUCGUUGCCAUUAGCGACCUCCAAUCAAAUCCUGAUUCGCUUUACAGCCAAAGGCCAAUCCAGCUCCAGAGGAUUCCAUCUGGUUUACCAGGCUGUGCCGAGGACUAGUGCCACCCAGUGCAGUUCGGUCCCUGAGCCGCGAAACGGACGGCGAAUGGGCAACAACUUUGCUGUUGGAGCAGUUGUCCGAUUUGAGUGCAGCCCAGGCUACGUACUGGAGGGAUCAAGUGCCAUCGAAUGCUUAACGGUUCCCAAUGCACUUGCACAAUGGAACAGCUCCAUACCAAGCUGCAUUGUUCCGUGCGGCGGAAAUCUAACCCUUCGAACUGGCACCAUCCUCUCUCCUGGAUACCCUGAACCUUACCUCAACAGCCUUAACUGUGUGUGGAAAAUUACUGUCCCUGAAGGAUCAGGGAUCCAGAUCCAAGUGAUCAGCUUUGUCACUGAGCAGAACUGGGACUCACUGGAGGUCUUUGAUGGAGGCGACAACACUGACACACUGCUUGGCAGCUUCUCGGGAACAACAGUGCCAGCACUCCUCAACAGCACCUCGAACCAACUCUACCUUCACUUCUUCUCAGAUAUUAGUGUGUCUGCUGCUGGAUUCAGGCUGGAAUACAAAACGGUGUCUCUGACCAGCUGCCCAGAACCUGUAGUUCCCAUGAAUGGUAUCAAGAUUGGGGAGCGUCUUCAGAUGAAUAAUGUGGUUUCUUUUCACUGUGAACCUGGAUAUACUCUACAGGGAAAUUCUCACAUUACCUGUAUGCCUGGAACUGUCAGACGAUGGAACUAUCCUCCUCCUCUCUGCAUUGCACAAUGUGGUGGAAUCCAUGAGGAGAUGGAGGGAAUGAUUCUCAGUCCUGGUUUCCCUGGUAACUACCCUAGCAACAGUGACUGCACCUGGAGAAUAUACCUGCCUGUUGGUUACGGAGCCCACAUACAGUUCCUUAACUUCUCAACGGAGGCCAACCACGAUUUCUUAGAGAUACGAAAUGGUCCCCUUGAUACCAGUGCUGUGAUUGGUCGAUAUAGUGGCCAGGAUAUCCCAUCAUCUCUUCUCACUACCUCCCACGAGACCACAGUUUAUUUCCACAGUGAUCACUCGCAGAACAAACCAGGUUUCAGAUUUGAAUACCAAGCGUAUGAGCUACAGGAAUGCCCAGAUCCAGAACCGUUCCGUUAUGGAGUAGUGGUUGGUGCAGGCUAUAACGUGGGCCAGUCCAUUUCCUUUGAGUGCUUGCCUGGUUACCAACUGAUGGGAGAUUCCAUCCUGACCUGUGAACAUGGCACAACCCGCAACUGGGACCAUCCAUUUCCUCGCUGUGAAGUGCCUUGUGGUGGCAACAUCACGUCAGACAACGGGACCAUCUUCUCCCCUGGAUACCCAGAGGAAUACCCAAACUCAGCUGACUGCACCUGGCUCAUUUCAGUGGCUCCUGGCUUUGGAAUCAAACUGAACUUCACUCUGCUUCAAGUUCAUGGCCCACAUGACUUCAUAACAGUCUGGGAUGGUCCACAGGAGACAACUCGAAAACUAGGUAUCUUCACUGAUGGAGAGCCCAAUGACCCACCCCGUAGCACGUCCAAUCAGGUGUUGAUACGGUUCCGCAGCAACACAGAAAAGGGCGGAUUAUUCCAAAUUAAUUAUCAAGCUUACAGACUUCAGUACUGCCUUCCUCCGCCCAUCAUUCCUAAUGCCGAGAUCCUGAUGGCAAGCAAAGAAUUUAAAAUCGGUGAUAUAGUUCGCUACAGAUGUCUUCCAGGCUACCAGCUAAGUGGAAAUAGCAUCUUGACAUGUCGACUAGGAACACACUUAGAGUUUGAAGGCCCACCACCGUCAUGUGAUGUGACGUGUCCAAUGAAUGAGGUGCUGACCGCUUCCACGGGGGUCAUAAUGAGCCAAUCACCCGGCACCGGCUUCCCUCAUUUUGAGUCAUGCUCCUGGGUGGUUAAAGUAGAGCCUGGCUACAACAUUACCUUCACUAUUGAACACUUUCAGACAAGCCGUCAGUUUGAUGAGCUUGAAAUCUUUGAUGGUCCAUCCAGACAGAGCCCCCUCCUCAUUACCCUCAGUGGUAAUUAUUCCAGUCCGCUGAGCAUCACAAGCUCUAGUAACAAAGUCUACCUGCACUGGUCUUUUGAUCACACCACCAGCCACAAAGGGUUCCGCAUUCGUUACUCUGCACCAUACUGCAGCCCUCCAAAUAACCCAGUAAAUGGCUCAGUGCACAGCCUUACUGGUUCCAAAUUAGGCAGCAGUUUGCGCUUCAGCUGCGACCAGGGCUUCCGACUUAUUGGACAGACCAGCGCCACAUGUACGCGCACCGCACAAGGGAUCCAUCAGUGGAAUGCGCCGGUGCCACUUUGCCAAGUCAUGUCCUGUGGAAUGCCUGUUGCCCCUGUCAAUGGGAGCAUUGUUGGCCAAGACUUCUCCCUUGGGGCCAGGGUCUCUUACCGAUGUAAUCCAGGGUUUCGGCUUGCUGGCCCUCUCACCACUUCAGUGGUCUGUCAAGAAUCUGGGAGGUGGAGCCCCAUUGAGGCCCCUCCAAGAUGUGUCCCGGCCACCUGCUCUGACAUCAGCCACUCUGCUGUCGAACAUGGAAGAUGGAGACUAAUCUAUGGUACUCAAAACCAAUACGAUGCUAUAAUGAUGCUCAUAUGCGACCCAGGAUAUUACUACAGGGGUCAAAGGAUCAUUCGCUGCCAAGAAAAUGGCACCUGGAACUACCCUGACCCUCGGCCAGUCUGUGAGAUUAUUUCCUGCGGAGACCUUGGUACUCCACCAAAUGGUCACAAGAUAGGAACUUUGACUGUGUAUGGAGCCACAGCCAUUUUCUCCUGCAACACAGGAUAUACUCUGGUGGGCUCUCGGGUACGAGAGUGCAUGUCUAAUGGGCUUUGGAGCGGAACACAAGUUCAGUGUCUAGCUGGUCAUUGUGGCACUCCAGACCCAAUAGUUAAUGGUCAAAUAAUUGGGGAGAAUUACAACUUUCGAGGCAGCGUUGUGUACCAAUGUAACCCAGGGUUUCGUCUUAUCGGCGUGUCGGUACGAAUCUGCGAACAGGAUCACCGCUGGUCAGGAAAUACUCCUGUUUGUGUUCCCAUCACAUGCGGCCACCCUGGAAACCCAUCAUUUGGCCUGACCCAAGGAACCCAGUUCAACUUAAACGAUGUUGUGCGUUUUGUCUGCAAUACUGGAUAUGUUCUGCAUGGGGCUGUUAAAUCUACGUGCCAGGCCAACGGACAAUGGAACAAUGCCUUACCAAAGUGUAAAAUCGUGAACUGCACAGAGCCAGGCCAUGUGGAGAACAGCAUUAGGCAGGUAUUGUCCAGUGGGCCACAUCGCUACAGCUUCCAGACAACGGUGACAUACCGCUGUAACCCUGGCUACUAUCUGCUGGGCACCAGCUCCAUCUCCUGCCAAGGGGACGGCACUUGGGACCGCUCCUUACCCAAAUGCCUAUUGGUGCUCUGUGACCGCCCCAGCAUGCCUCCCUACGCCCAGAUCUCAGGUGACCGUCGAACGGUGGGCUCGGUCAUCCGUUACAGUUGCAUGGGUCAACGUAACAUCAUUGGAAACACUACCCGAAUGUGCCAGCUGGAUGGGCAAUGGAGCGGCUCGCCACCACACUGCUCAGGUGAAUCCAGUGGUCUAUGUGGAGACCCAGGCGUACCUGUUCAUGGCAUCCGUCUUGGAGAUGAAUUUGCUGUGGGCAGUGUUGUACGUUUCAGCUGUGAACCUGGUUAUGUUCUUAAGGGUUCACCAGAGAGAACAUGUCUUGCCAAUGGGACAUGGCUGGGAACGCAACCAGAGUGUCAUGUGAUAUCCUGUGGAAAUCCAGGAACUCCCCGAAAUGCCCAGAUCCUCGUUCAUGAAGGACUGACUUUCUCCAGAUCAAUCACUUACAGUUGCAGGGAAGGUUACUACUCUACUGGACUGCUUACCCGCCACUGUACUGUAAACGGAACCUGGACAGGCAAUAUGCCAGAGUGCUCAGUAAUCAACUGUGGUGAUCCUGGUGUGCCAGCCAAUGGAGUCAGAUUUGGGAGUGAUUUUACCUACAACCGAACCGUCACCUUCCAGUGUUCUCCUGGAUAUACAAUGGAUGCUGACAGGGCAUCUUCUCUCAUCUGCACCAAAGAUCGAACCUGGAAUGGCACAAAACCGCUCUGUAAAGCGAUUGUUUGUGGUCCACCACCCCUCAUCCCCAAUGGACAGGUUGUUGGUACCGACCUUACCUGGGGCUCCAGCAUAAGUUACUCCUGCAACCAAGGCUACCAGCUAUCUCUGCCCACUGUGUUAACAUGCCAGGGCAAUGGCAAUUGGAGUGGAGAGAAACCGCAGUGUUUCCCUGUAUUCUGUGGAGACCCAGGAAUGCCGGAUCAAGGCAGAAGGGAGGACCGUGGCUUUACCUAUCUUUCAUCUGUGUCUUUCUCCUGCAAUCCUCCCCUCAUCUUGGUUGGCUCAGCUAGGAGGUAUUGCCAGUAUGAUGGCACCUGGAGUGGCACUCAGCCCUCCUGCAUAGAUCCAAGUCACACUACCUGUGGGGACCCUGGCAUUCCGCUCUUUGGAAAUCAGAACAACAGCCAAGGCUACCAGAUUGGCAGCACUGUGUUCUUUAACUGCAGAAAGGGCUACUUAUUGCAGGGCUCAAUUUCACGCACGUGUCUGCCCAACCUCACCUGGAGUGGAUUUCAACCUGAGUGCAUUGCCCAUCACUGCAGCCAGCCAGAGCUACCUGCUCAGUCUGAUGUUAGAGCCAUUGAACUGCCGUCCCUUGGCUACACACUGAUCUAUACUUGUCAGCCUGGCUUCUAUUUGACUGGGGGAUCAGAACACAGAACCUGUAGGUCCGAUGGUAGCUGGUCAGGGAAACCACCAAUGUGUGCAGCCGACAAUCGUCCAAGUGGUAGAAGUCCAGUGGGCACUGUACAAGAGCCUCCAUCUAAACUGCCAGUCCCUGGUGGUGUGUUUGCUAAAAACUCCCUCUGGAGGGGUUCCUACGAGUACCUGGGAAAGAAGCAGCCAGCCAUGCUUAGCAUCACUGCCUUUGAACCUUUUAGCAAUCGAGUUAAUGGGACGCUGAUUGACCACAGUGGGGUUGAGCUUAAAUUAGCAGGAGUGUAUAAGAGGGAGGAGGCCCAACUGAUGCUACAAGUCCACCAAAUCAGAGGCCCUGUAGAGAUCUUUGUGAACAAGUUCAAAAUAGACAAUUGGGCCCUGGAUGGACACGUGUCCUACAUCUCUUCUUCUAACUCUUUUGUGUACCAGGGAUUUGUCAGAGGAAAAGGCUUUGGCCAAUUUGGUCUCCAGAGAUUGGAGAGUUUAGAUCCCAGUAGAGAAAACCCAGGCUACAACUUUGCCUCCAACAGCAGUUCAGUGGCAGCUGCCAUUCUAGUGCCUUUUAUAGCCAUGAUUAUUGCAGGCUUCGCUCUCUAUCUCUAUAAACACAGAAGAAGACCCAAAGUUCCCUUCAACGGUUACGUGGGCCAUGAGAACACAAACGGUCGGGCUACGUUCGAGAACCCCAUGUAUGACCGCAACAUCCAACCCACUGACAUCAUGGCCAAUGAGACAGAGUUCACAGUCAGCACAGUGUGCACAGCUGUAUAGCGACACCAUCCUUCAGAGUACGUUAAGGACGGAAAGCUGCACCACAACCCCAGCUGCUGGCAGAGGGCAUCCAUAGCUCCUGGUACAGAUGGAAAGAACAAGAUUAUUUUAUUUGCUGAAACAACUUCAAGAAACAUCUUCAGUCACAGAGCCUUGUAGCUGAAGGAAACAAGCAAAGCAACUAUAUGAGAGCAACGCCUUUAUCAAAGGUCAACAAGAAACAGCUCUCUGUAACUAUACAUGGUUUCUUGAUCAUGUUCCAUAUUCUAAGGAAAAGCUUCCAUCUGAACCUGCUGCUGGCAAGAGUACUGCUUGAGGCAAAGCUGUGAUGACUUUUCUCAUUGCCCUUCACCUAAACCCAAAGGGAAGUUUGUGUAAGUCAUAAAAUGUACCUGUAGCUAACAAAGAACUCUGCACUGUGUGGUGGGCAGCCACAUCUUGGUGUGUGCGAGGCAAAGAGAAACUGCCUAGAUUGUUGAAAUUCAUCCCUCUUUUUUGUUUUCUGUUUGAUUUUUUUGUUUCUUUUGUUUUAUGCUGCCAGCUUUCUGUGAUGAGUAAUUGGGAGCACUGUUUUCUCUGUAAUCUCUACAGUUUCGGCUGUCAAAAGGUUUUUAUUGAAGACCGACAGUUUACGUUUUCAAGGCCAUGUGGAAAACACUUUCUAUAUUUUGUUUUUGAGCUCUUCCUCCUAUUUCUGUUGCUGAAGAGGAGGUUAAAAGGUAGCUAAAGCUGUUUUGAAGAAGUAGAGAGCGGACAUUAGUGACCACAGUGUGAUGAGAGUGUCUGUGUGCCCACCUGUGUAUACUUUGGUGGUUUUAACCUAAAAUCCUGCUUCAAAUCCAGCUGUUUCGAUUAUAGGUGAUGAAUUCUAUUGUAGGAAUGCUAAAGAUCAGGAAAACAAUAAUUGAAAGAAAUAUAACCCAUCAAUUAAAGGUCACAUAAUGAGACAAAAAAAAAUCAGAAUGUAUGUUCAAUCAGCAGCAAUCUUUAUUCUGUUAUACAUUUAGAAUGCUGUAAUUAAAUACAUUCAUUUUUGCUUUUUCUUAUUUGAAGCCUAAUUAGGUGUCCAAAUUUUUUUACGGAUACAAAGAUGAUUCCUGUUUGAAAUGUGGACAGAAGCUUUGAUGCAUUUCUAUGGACAUCAGUCGUGACAACUUUCAUUUGUCAUUCAUAUCCACCUCUCAGGGCAAAGCUGUAGCACGGACUCAUGGCUCAUUCAUAUAGAAUAGUGCAUACUGGGGAAAAAAAAACAAAAAGAAAAGAAAAAAUAGCUUUCACCUGUUUUUUUUUUUUUUUUUUUUAUCCAAAUUCAACCUUUAGAUUUGUUUCCCCCUGUUUGAAUGUGGCAUGGUGUUUGGGAUGAAUGCAUUACCCCCUUUUAUUUUUAGAGGAAGUUCUUGAAAAGUACUUUCUUGUGUUUAGUUCUUGUUUGUUUUUGAGAUAUGUCAUAUCACAGUAAGUUUAUAGAGAGAUGAGAGCAAUCAAAGGCUCACAACAGUCAAUUUAGAAGGAACCCCAAUAUAGCUGAUUUGACUUAUAAAACAACUGCAGAAAGCGAUCUAAAAAAGAGUAAAGGUAGUUUUACCCUUAAUUUGAGUAGAUAAAUAAGAUAAUCUGCUAAUAAGAUGAGCAGCUUUUACCCUUAAGAUAAGAUAUAACAUAUUAUGUACUUGAAGUAGGAGAAUUCAGGGUUAUUUUCCCUUAUUUUAAAUGCAUAUAUUCUUAUUCCAUUUAUGAGAAUGUCUCACUUACCUGCUAAAUUCAACAAAAAAUGCACUUAUUUUAGGAAAAAUUUACUUUAUUUUUUUCUGCAAAAUAUUAUAUGUGCAUCAAUUGAAUACAAAAUCAUUGCACAGAUAUUAAGCAUUGAACAUUUCACAGGAAAAGCUGAAAAUAUAAUGGUUUAUUGUUUAUUAUACCAAGACUGUCCAGAUAGAUGCUGCCUUUUGCAUCAGUUCAUUUACAAACUAGAAUUUAUCAUUCUGUUCCACUUUCACCGUGAGUGCAGUAAACAUCUGGGAUACGUCACAUGCUGCCAUUCAUGCAGCAACAUGAUGGUGGUUUACUUAUGUGCUUUAGUGGGAAAUUAUCCUGUUAACUAAAGAUCAGCUUAACAUUUACAACCCACAAAUUUAACGAAGGAAGAGGACAGAAAUCUACUAAAUUGAAGGUGUCUUGUAAAAAGUAAGACAGUUUAUAUACGCUACUACAGCAUCAAAAUCUUAAAAUGUUCAAGUCAAACUAUAAUGGAGGUUCCAUCUUAUCUGCUUCUUUCUUUCACCUCAAAUAUAAUCUUAGCACAUUUCAACAUACAAUCAGAAGUAAGUGAGAACAUAAUGAAAAUAAAACCAUUGCAGAGUCUUUACUGUCCCCUUAAGGUAUAUUAAUAGCUCUGUACACCUGGCCUUAGGAAAAAAAAACCCAUUCUAUAAAUAUUCUAAUUUCUUAAAAAUGUUCAAAUGAAGGCAUCAGAGCUUGAAAAGCGUAUCAGUCAUUGUUCCAUUCCCUGUGGAUUAGGUUCAGGGCUUUUCCCUCCCAGAUAACUUCUGACAGCCCCAUCCUUUAAAGAAGAAGAUUCUUUCUUUUGUUUUGUCUUUUUUUGCUCAUCAUAAAAACGUUGAAGACUGCUUGCUCCAGGCUGUGACAGCGGGGGAGUCACUAGCAUACUGAUUACUGCCGCGCAUUAAAUUGGAAAUGAUAAAUAUGAUAUAGGGAAAAAAAAUGUAUGCCUGUAAUUCUAACACUCCUUAUCUCACACUGCUUGGGAGAAAAUUACAGGAAAAUAUUGUUUUUUCUCCGCAACAAAAAGGGGGAAUUUCAUCAAAUGUAUCUGUGGGAAUCUGCUUUGUGCUUUGGGUUCCAUUGAGAGGACUUUUAUGACCCAUUUUGUAGACCUGUUUACCCUGACGGUGCUCAAUGGGGUGAAUCGUGCUUGAAUUUCCCUGAUAGAAGGUGAGCCUUUACAUUUAGCUUUUUUUUUGUUAUUUAGCUGUCAAAUUGAGAAACCAUUAAACCUAUAAUAAUAUUGAGCAUGUCUUUACUUACAGAAUAGAGCAUUGGAGUGCAGAAAAACAAAUAAUUGAAUACCUAAACCGAAUUAAUUUCUUUUUUAUUUUUUUGCAUAAUUGAAAAUCUGGGAAAUACAACUCAAAAAGAAUUUUUUAUUUUUUUUUUUCAAAGAAAUUAAGUCCCUUUAAUCCAAUAGCUGCGUUGUUCCCUCAAUCAUUUUCACUGUGGUUCAGUAAUUGCUUUGACAAUUUUAUUACUUUUAAGGCUCUCGUUUAUCUUGACUGUUUCAGUAUAAUAUUUGUCCAUUUUCCUCCUCUGGAGUUUAAACGAUAGAAAGGGAAAUGAUUGAAUUACCCUGGAGAUUUCACAGAGAGAAGAGCAGUUACAUUCAUAUAAUCCCGAGGACACCCGUGUCCAAUUCUUACAGUUUUCUGCAGUAGUUGGAUGGUGCGUUUAUUUGGCUUUAAAUCAAAACUCAAACAUUUCAGCGAAUAUUAUGGCUUUAUUAGAUAUCCGUUCAAGCCACUUUGGAGGAGCUUUUCCUCUCAAUUUAUUCUAAAAUGGCAACUUUUCCCACGCUUCUUUAAAAUUGGUGCAGUAAGUUAAGUAGCUAAUGCUACUAUCACCUCAAAUUUCCCUUAAAAAAACUGAUUCUAUUUAGCUGAAUUGUGCUGUAUGACUCAACAACUAUAACCCAGCAAUGGACUUCAUGUGAAUGAUUCUAUUAAGAUGGGAUCAUUUUAAAGAAAGUAGAGAAACAGUCAUUGAAAUGUCAGAUAAUAAAUAUGACUUUAUCUAUUCCAGUUUCAAUUAGCACUUUAUGUUCAUUGUAGUGCCUUGCCAUAACCCAUAAAAUCACCACUCCACUUUAGCAGCUCUUUUGCAAACAUAUUUGCAUGGGUUUACAUAUCAUUCCGAUAUUCCAAACCAAGCCGAGUCUCUGGCUGACAGCCCCAAUUGAUAGAAAAUCUCCUGUUGAUUUGAUCAUACGGGGGGAGGAAACAUAGCUUCUAAAGAUGUCAGAGUAGAGAUCCAUUUUGCCUUAUUAUCUCCGUGGUUUGAUGCACAAGAAUAAAUAUACAGAAAGUUGUCUGCUUGAUUCCCUUUUUUCACUCCUGUUUUUCGUCGAUUGCUUAGAGGUUGCUUUGUGAAUCAAACAAAAAUUUCCAAAUGGAUCCAAUUAAAAAAACUUUUUUUCUACUUUUUAAUUGGAAGCAAACUUUCUUGAAAGAAAUAUGGGUUAAAUAGUGCAGAAAUAUAACUUUACAAUUAGGAUUUAGCUCUUUUGAGGUGUUUACCAUUAAAUCCAACUUACAUUGCUGAAAAGCUUCUCACUUCACUACAGUUAAAUGAAAAUGAGAAUCAUAGAGGGUCGGUUUGAGCUGCAACAGUUAGAACUCAGCCUUCCUUGAUAGCAGCUGGUGAAUGCGUGCUUCUUUUUUUUAAUAUUUUAAAUCACUAACUCUGUUCAUUCUGGCUCAUUUUAGUUAUCAGCCCCACACAGCUUCCAAGUCCCCAUCCUGUUCGCCAUCUCUUCUAUAAUGUAACAUGCCACAGCUAUGGUCUUUGAGUUCACCGAGUUUCCUCUCAGUCAGGGAGCAGAGCAAAAGCCUCCGUCUUCUCUCUCUCUUCAGCAAGAGCUCUGACUUUUCAACACAGGCCACACUCUGCAUGCAGUAAAAAAAGAAAACAAGCAAUCCAUCAGUUAUUCAGAGUGACACUCUCUGCAGCAGCUAUCAUUUAUAAUCUCCCAUCUUUCACUGUCAACACAUAUUAAUAGCUACAAAAAAAACACCCAAAGCUGUUCAGUUUGUUUUUACCUGUCGGUCCAUUUCAAUGUGUCAAGGGAAACACAGGUGCACCUCAAUUCCAAUAAAUUAGAAUUAUGUUAUGAAUCUAUAUAUUUUGUUCUACACUUGUUUCAAGCAUGUAUUUUUGCUGAUUGUGAUGAUUAUUGCAUGCCAUUAAAGGAUACAUACAUACAAAAUUCAGUGUCUCUAAAGCAAAAUGUUGGCCAUUUAAAAAGUAUGGUGACAUAUUGUACAGUGAAUCCCUCUAACAGUUGGCCUGGACUCCUACGCAUAAAUCACUGCAACAUAUGCUAUAGAAGCGAUCAGGCUGUUGGACUCUUGAAGUGUUAAUGAAGUCAAGGUCUGUUAAGCCUUCAACUUGUCAGCAUUAUCUCUCUUUUAUUUUUUUUCUUGACGAUAGCCCAUCAAAAGCAGGGAUACAUUUUAAAGCACCAACUCCAGGUUCUAUCUAUGGCAGGUACAUUUCCCCCAAACUCCUGAAUAGAUUCUGCUUCAAAGAUGUUUUCCCGUUCACUGAGCUUUCAAAGAACAUGGUUGAAUAGAGAACUCUGAACUGCCAUCUUUAGCAAUGAACUUAUGUGGCUUUCUAUCCUUGACGGCAUCGGUGACUAUAUGCUGAAAUUCGACAGUCUUAAUUGUGUAGAUCAAAACGUACAUCUUAAAGAAUCUGUCCCUAUAUUCAGUGAUAAAAAAAACUUAUUUUUUCAGUAAAAAUCAUCACAAUUACCUUAAAUAUAUGCUUGAAUUCAAUCACUGUGUAAUACAUUUGUUUUUAUUUAUUUAUUACUGAAGUGAUACAUUCUCUGAUGAUGUUGGAAUUUCUUCAGUUUCAAAUUUAUAGUAUGAAAAAUGGCAAAUCUUGACUCUAACUUAGUUAAAUAAUUUGUUUAGAUAGAUUAUUUAAUCUCUUAAACCACCGCUCCUCCACUGAUGAAUGUGUUUUAUUUUAUUAGAGUACAUCAGAUGUUUACUUUCUACACUGUUUUAUAUUUGAAACCAACGUAUUGUUAGAUUGUUUUAGUGUUGAAAGGAAGAUUAUGGAAGUAAAUUCUUAAGUCCAAUACUUAAAAAGAAAACUCCUUUUUUAUUUCUUUUUACCGCAACUUUACAUUCCUAUUUGUUGUUCAAAGAAGUAUGACGUUGCAUCUUUUCUGUGUUUUUCUCAACUUUUGGUUUGUUUGCUGUUGCUCUCUCAUACAGCUUCUUUGUGAAACUGAAAUUUAUAAAGUCGUGGCACCUAAGUGGGAUCGACAUGGCUCUUGAAGGCCUCAACAGAACAAUAUAGUGAAGGGCAAAGAAAUAUGUCUUGCUGCACACCAAAAGGGAAACUUGUAAAGAAGCUGACAAACAUGAACUGUGUGUCAACGGAGCAUCUGCAGAGGGAAAGUGUCUCUGAGAAAAAUAUGUUAACAAAUAAAAAAAAAAAUCUAACUUUUUUUGUACAGAGAUAUAUUUUUAUGAAAAUACAUUUGUAAUAUAAAAAGAGA
Cyprinodon variegatus (sheepshead minnow) is the source of this 17498-nucleotide messenger RNA. RefSeq names its product CUB and Sushi multiple domains 2 (gene csmd2). The transcript is spliced from 70 exons. Lineage: Eukaryota; Metazoa; Chordata; Actinopteri; Cyprinodontiformes; Cyprinodontidae. The record is from RefSeq and is a predicted model, not a curated record. The coding region runs from base 587 to 11191 and encodes 3534 amino acids.